CUCUCCACCCCGCCUCACGAAUCACUCACACUUCAAUUCAAUUCGCUUCUCAAGAGUAACACUUGGUUGUUCUUCUUCACAAUGGCCAUUAGAAAAUCCAAUAAGCUACCCCAAACAGAAGUUAUCAAGCAAAUUGUUAGAAGGUGCUCGAGCUUCGGGAAGAAACAAGGUUACAACGAAGAGGGUCUUCCAGAAGACGUGCCAAAAGGGCACUUUGCAGUGUAUGUUGGUGAAAACAGGACAAGAUAUAUUGUCCCAAUUUCGUGGCUGGCUCAUCCACAGUUUCAAACUCUUCUCCAUAGAGCUGAGGAGGAGUUUGGCUUCAAUCAUGACAUGGGUCUCACUAUCCCAUGUGAUGAAGUUGUUUUUCAGCUUCUUACCUCAAUGAUUAGAUGAGAUAUUAAGAUGGAAAGUUUCGACUUAACUCAAUAUCUUACAAAGUCUGAAUCAGUUUGUAAGAUGAAUGUUAUCAUCUAUCUAUAUAUUUUUUUUGUCUGUCUUAUCUACUUGGAUAUGACAUGCAUUUUCAUCACUCGUCAUGAGGAGAGGCAACAACAUAAAAGCCCCUUAAUUGUCAAGUGCCAAUUCUAAGGAACCAAUAACAUUUUUCACUUUUGGUAUUGUAAUUGUAUA
Cajanus cajan (pigeon pea) is the source of this 633-nucleotide messenger RNA. Its product is annotated as protein SMALL AUXIN UP-REGULATED RNA 12. The record is from RefSeq and is a predicted model, not a curated record. Gene Ontology annotation, biological process: response to auxin. NCBI's taxonomy places the organism in Eukaryota, Viridiplantae, Streptophyta, Magnoliopsida, Fabales, Fabaceae.